Messenger RNA from Colletotrichum karsti, 2748 nucleotides. Its product is annotated as alpha-rhamnosidase. The transcript has a single exon. The record is from RefSeq and is a predicted model, not a curated record. Bases 1 to 2748 code for a protein of 915 amino acids. Gene Ontology annotation, biological process: carbohydrate metabolic process. Lineage: Eukaryota; Fungi; Ascomycota; Sordariomycetes; Glomerellales; Glomerellaceae.
AUGACUUCACCUACCGUUACCAAGCCGGUGUUCGAGCACCAUCACAGUGGCCUCGGGGUGGAAUACUCCAGACCCAGAAUCUCAUGGCGAUUCGAGGCGAGUGAGUCCACCAUUGCUGACUGGCUUCAAACUGCGUACGAACUCGAAGUCAUUUUCGCUUCCGACAACAAACCCCGGACCUUCCGAGAAACGAGUGACCAGUCCGUUCUGGUACCAUGGCCUGCCAGAGAUCUUGCCUCACGAGAAUCCGCCUCAGUUCGUGUCCGAGUUUACGGAAAGAGCCUCUCGAACGAUACAUACAAGACCGAAGAGCCAAGCAAAUGGUCGGCGUCAGCGACUGUGGAAGCUGCUUUGCUUCAGCCGAAGGACUUCCAAGCAAACUUCAUCACGUCGGCCGAGCAAAUUGGUCCUCGCGGUCCCUUGAGACCCAUCAGAUUCCGCAAGGAGUUUGUGCUCCCCGAAGAUGUUGACCUCAGUUCGUCUUCGGCCCGGUUGUAUAUCACUUCCCUGGGUGUUUUCGAGGCAACUAUCAACGGAAAGCCAGUGACGGACGAGUGCAUGGCACCGGGAUGGACGAGCUACCGACAUCGACUGGUAUACCGCAUACUCGACGUCAAGAACCUUCUGUUACCUGGGCAGAAGAACACAAUCUGUGUUGAAGUCGGUGAGGGGUGGUAUGCUGGACGACUUGGCUUCAAGGGGGGCAUCCGAUUCAGAUACGGUGAUAUCAUCGGCCUCUUCGCACAACUGGAGGUCAGGGGCUCACCUUGCGAGCCCUGGGCACUGCUGUCGGAUGGCACCUGGUCUUCCUCCCCAAGCGCGAUCACGAACAGCGAGAUAUACGAUGGUGAGACCUACGACUCGAGAGAAGAGACGGAGGGAUGGAACCUCACGGACUCGAAGUGGUCCAGUGAAAUUGGAACCAAGAUACUACCCUGGCCGAAGGCAAAACUGGUGGCUCCCGAUGCACCUCCUGUCCGAGUCACCGAAACGAAGCCUUGCAUUAAGGUAUUCCGAAGCGAGAGCAACAAAGUCAUCCUCGACUUCGGGCAGAAUCUGGUCGGAAAGCUUCUCAUCAAAUCUCUCAAGCUCGAUGCCGGCGAGAAAGUCACAUUCAGGCAUGCAGAGGUCAUGGAGAAUGGCGAACUUGGAACAAGGCCCCUCAGAGAUGCCAAGUGCUUCGAUACCAUCAUCGGCUCAGGCAACGAGCUUCGAGACUGGACACCGAAGUUUACUUUUCACGGCUUCCGGUUUGUCCAGGUUGACGGCUGGCCUGGAGGUGCUCCCUCAGCCGGCGACAUUGAGGCGCUUGUUAUGCAUACCGACAUGAGGCGAAGAGGUUUCUUCGAGUGUUCCAAUCCCCACGUCAACCAACUACAUAAGAAUGUUGUUUGGUCCAUGAGAGGCAAUUUCUUGUCUAUCCCAACUGACUGCCCUCAAAGAGAUGAAAGACUCGGCUGGACCGGCGACCUGCAAGUCUUCUGCCCCACAGCGACAUUCCUGUACGACACGCUGGGAAUACUUGGCAACUGGCUUCAAGACGUUGCGGCAGAACAGCUCGAAGAGGGCAAAGGAGGUAUUCCGCCGUUGGUAGUACCCCUGGCCAUCAGCCCCAACUGGCCGCACAUCGCACAAGCUGUCUGGGACGACGUGACUGUCCUUGCUCCAAGCGUGCUAUACCAGUACAGCUCCGACAAGGGCCUUCUUGAGCGCCAGUUCACAAGCAUGCAAACCUGGCUGGAUCAAGGAGUCGAUCGCGCCCCUGACGGCCUCUGGAACCCAGACAAAUGGCAACUGUCUGACUGGCUCGAUCCUACAGCCCCUCCUGAUGAUCCUGGAAACGGUCGGACAGACAGUAUUCUCGUUGCAAACGCGUAUCUUGUUCACACAACUUUGGUGUUCUCUGGCCUAUGUGCUGCCCUUGGACAGAAUGAUCUCGCUGCGAAGUACGCCGAGGAUGCAGAACGACUGAAGAAGCUAUUCCAACGGCGAUACAUCACGGCGGAAGGCAACCUGAUGUCGAGCUCUCAGACCGGUCUGGGUCUUGCGUUCCAGUUCGACUUAUACCCACAUGAUUCUCUUCAGCGUCAGACAGCUGCAAACGCUCUCGAAAAGCUCGUUCGCACGGCGCGCUUCCGCAUAAGCACUGGGUUCGCCGGAACUCCGGUAAUCUCACACGCACUCACUAAGAUUGGUCGUCCUGAGCUGGCAUACCGCAUGCUUCUUGAGACCAUGUGCCCGAGCUGGCUGUAUGCGGUUGUGGCCAUGGGCGCGACGACCAUUUGGGAGCGCUGGGACAGCAUGCUUCCGGAUGGUCGUAUCAACCCGGGCCAGAUGACCAGCUUCAAUCACUACGCGCUAGGUAGUGUGGCAGAUUGGUUGCAUGGAUCCGUUGGAGGUAUCUCGCCGCUUGAGCCGGGCUGGCGCGCGAUCCGCGUGCGUCCUGUUCCCGGGGGUAACCUUACCAGCGCGCGUGUGUCUUUUGAUGGACCCUACGGACUAGUUUCUUGCGAGUGGAAGUUGGAGGACGGCGUCUUCAGAAUGAAGCUGGCUGUUCCGCCUAGUUGUUCGGCUUCUGUGACGCUGCCCUCGAAACUGAGGAAGGGUUUCGAUGAGACUGAUGAACCGAUUCGCGUGGUCCAGUCUGGAGUUCACGACUUUGAAUGUCCUUUCGAUGCUGGAGAAUGGCCGCCGAAGCCUCUUAUCGCAGCGAAUCAACCUAUGCCGCCUGAUACUAUAGCGGCAUAG